Messenger RNA from Ctenocephalides felis (cat flea), 1763 nucleotides. RefSeq lists its product as uncharacterized. The transcript has 5 exons. NCBI's taxonomy places the organism in Eukaryota, Metazoa, Arthropoda, Insecta, Siphonaptera, Pulicidae. The record is from RefSeq and is a predicted model, not a curated record. Bases 2 to 1456 code for a protein of 484 amino acids.
GAUGCGCUACUCGGCUGAAAGUCGACACGCGGAACGUUACGGCGACCUAGCAGCCAAGUUAGGCCGUGAUCACUGGGAAAGUUUGAGCGAUCGGUUAAGACGUUCUAGAGCAGAAAACGCAGAACGGAAAGACGUGAUCACAAAGCGACCUUUAGACUUUGACGCUGAAGAGCGCUCCAGAAAAGCUGAAACCAAUAAAUGGCUUGACCAUCAUUUUGGAAGCGAUUCCCGUUCAUCACAGUCUUCAAGAGAUUCUUUAGUUUCGGGCGGUGCUGAUCAGCGACAUGUUGCAAAGUCUCAAGGAACUGAGGAAGGUUAUUUCAAUAUAACCAUUCGCAGUAAACGUGAUGCGCCGGUUUUAGUAGCUUGCGUUCCCAAACAAAAUGCUAGUCCUCACAAAGGAACAAAUAAAUAUUUCCAGGGUGUUUCCGAAUGGAGUGACAGGCGAGUUCAACCACAAAGGCCUGCACGGGCCAUAAAGGCCAACAAAGUAGAAAACUUGUCAAGGUAUGAAACAACAAACACGGCGCGUGAAGUAAAACAGUUUGACACCCAAAGACCAUCACCUCCUCAACGAAGUCGUCAUAGGAAGCAAACCACUACACCUUCACCAAGUUUUGUUGGUGAUAUCAAUGGAUACGUUAAGGACGAACCACCUAUUGAUUAUUCGACGCAUUUGAGAAAAGAGAAUGCAACUCCGACAACAGAAACAAAGAUAAGGCCUGGUUCUUGUUCCCCGCCAACGAAACUUGAGCCUUCCCGCGGUCGUAGCGUACAUUUUCCAGCCGAUACUGUUGCUUCAAAACAAAAGGUCACUUCCGCUAUUGGACAGGGUAUUAGAAAAUUAGUUGGAAAAAUUCGAUCAGCAAGUUUGGAAAGAAAAAGUAGACGACGGUCUGCAAGUCCGCCCUUGAUAAUUCCUCCAAGACCUGAAGAUGAAACAACUUAUCAGAAAUGCAACGUCAUAGAUUCUCAUAUAGGAAGUGAAAAAUGGACCGCCCCACCUGCUCAGAGAUAUUAUUUAGGAGAGGAUCCUUAUGGAGGCAGUAUAUAUGGACGAGAAAAUAAAUAUAUUAACAAUUUUAAACAAACAAAUGGUAGAUAUGAAACAACUCCAGUCACAACGACACUUGGUAGAUAUGGUAAAAAUGAAAAGAAAUCAGGCAUUCUCAUUAGAGAUAAAAAUGAAGAUAAUAAAAUACAAUCAUCAAAUAGAACAUCACUUACAAGAAGCAAAAGCUGUUUGGCGAACCAGCAUUCUUAUCCAAUUUAUCGAUCAAAUCCACAUUUAGCGGUUACCCACGAUGCCUUGAAAAGUCCUUCAUUAGUUGUCUCGUUAGUUAAUAAAUCUAAAACAAAUUUGGCAUAUAAUGAAGAUGAUAAACGAGAAACUUUUAUGAUGAGAUUGCAUCAAAGAGCUCCAGAACUUUAUCAAACUCUUCAGGCGGCGGAAUAGGUAUCAGAUAAAAAUAUGCCGAAGGUGAUUCAUUUGCAACUACAUGAAUAUAAAGGAACUUGAUCAAGUGCAAUUACUUCAAUACAAAUUCAAUUUCAGAUAGAACUAUUUUAAAUUUUCAAUGAAUCACAUUCUAAUUUUAAAAGUUAUUUUUUACGUCUACGUAUUUAUGAUCAAAUGAAUUUCCAGCAUUAGUAUUUUACCAACGAUAUCAAUUCCGGUGGAAUUGUUUUAUACAUCAAACUACCAGAUUACUUUAAAAUUUUAUGAUGUUACAAUAUAUAAAUCAUUCUCGUAAAAAGUAUAA